AAUUUUAUUUAUUUAAUUAAUGACACUUGUGUGCAUAUAUAGCUGACAUAUUUUUUUAUUUUAUCCAGAAGAGGCUUUACCCCCGGAAGGAAAAAAGUGAUCAGCAGCGAUCAGUAAUCAAUACAAAAACAACACGUGCGUGCAUAGAAACAAAAUAAAUUAAUUUCUAGGAAUUUGUUUAUUUGAAGACAACCGCUGAUCACCAGACAUUUCAAUUUUUUCCCACUGACUGAUAGUUUAUAAACAAAGUAUUAGUCUAUUGUAAUGAGAUUAAGUGAGCGCCACAUUUAAUGCUGAUCAACAAAUUUAAUUCAAACUAACCAGGUUGGAAAAGAGAAAUCAGUCUUUAAUUAUUCUUUGUCCAGAUCUUUACUCCAAGAUAUUCCUCAAGAUUUUUUGUUGUUGCAAUGGAUGUAAAUGACUUGAUAAGAAAUAAAAUGAUUAUAAAAAAACCCGCUAAGAUUUCAAAUUACAAAGCCAACGAUGAUCCAAAACCUCAGAGAAAAGUUAAAUCGACCGCGAGAAAUGCUGGUUUGUACGAACCAGAUAAAUUUGAUUUAUCCGAUAUUGAACCGCCAAAAAAAACUUCAACGGAAGCUGAAAUAUCAUCGCAAAUUUUUGAGAUUAAUGGUGGUGAUACUUUUACUGACCGAUCGAUGGUUGAAAACUGGAAUAAAAUGGUUGACUCAGGAGGUAAUAACUCAAAAACUUUUAAAGCGCCAAAAGAUAAUUGUUUUAAGAGAAAUCCACUUAUGAGAGGAUUAUUGCUGCAAAAAAUGAAUGAAAUGAAACUAGCAGAUGACGAAUCAUCACAUUCGGCAAGUGGUUGUUAACGGCGCAAAUACAUUCGUCCGAUAAUCUUAUUGAUCAACUGUUUUUACAUUCAAAAAAUUUUAUUUAAAUUUAAAUCAACUUGCACUUGAUCUCAAUAAAUAAAUUAAAUCAAUUGUUAAAGUGCCUUUAUAAUAUAAAUUAUCAAUUUGAAUAUUAAAUGUAUUUUAAUAAUAUUGCGAAUAGUUAAUUAAUUCAUUAAUAAAAAUAAGUCGAGCACAUCACAAUGCAAAUUUAUCAUCUUCAUUUUUACGAUAAAUUUUUUUAAAAAUUAUCAUUUAUCGAUGAAAGCAACAAAUAAAUUUCCUUUUGAUCGAUUGAAAAAAUUAUUCAAUCUUCCAUUAAAACCCAUGGAUAUUUUAUAUUCAUACAUUUGUUAAAAAUAAAAUUACUUCAUUAAGCAGUCCUUAAGUACAAACUAGUGUAACAAUGGAGUCAUGAGGAAGUACAACUUUUAUACAUGAGUAAUUUUUUUUUAAUCUGAUAAAUUUUUAAAAAAUCAUUGGGGUCUUUCACCAACGUGAGUCAUUAUAUUUGUUAUACUUGAUUUUAAAAUGCUCACUUAAAAAGUUUCGAAGUAAUAAAAUGAUAUUUGUUACCAUUAUUAUUAAUGUUGAUUUAAUUAUAAGCAACAAUGUUUUACUUUUAUACACUUAAUAAACCAAGUUGUUAAAUAAAGAUCAUUUAAUUUAAAUA
Messenger RNA from Microplitis demolitor, 1527 nucleotides. RefSeq lists its product as uncharacterized. The transcript is spliced from 5 exons. NCBI's taxonomy places the organism in Eukaryota, Metazoa, Arthropoda, Insecta, Hymenoptera, Braconidae. The record is from RefSeq and is a predicted model, not a curated record. The coding region runs from base 408 to 833 and encodes 141 amino acids.